AUGUCGCACUCCCUGCAGAGACCAGCGGCCUUGCCGCGAACCUCCAGCAGCGACACGGCCGAGUCGCUGUGGAGAAAGGCCAAGGAAAAGCUCCAUAUCUCGAAGAAGGAAUCUGGAGAUGCUGAAGUUGGUAUUGGCCCCCUCUUGUCCAACUGCGCACUGUCCUCAAUCCAUGUCGCCAGCCUCGAGUUGCGCCCUCGAGUUGCAGCUGGUGGCUGUAGUGCGAUGAUGAGUGAUCCUCGGCUUAUUCCAAAGCGGAAGGAAGGAACCGCCCCUGAUACGUCCAAGUCCGCCUACGCUCGAAGACGCGAGCAAGUCAGAAGGGCGCAACGCAAUCAUCGAGAACGGAAGGAGCAAUAUAUAAAGUCCCUUGAGCACCAGCUUCACCGGCUUCGGGAUGAAUCAUCAUCUCUCCAAUCCGAGACGCAUCAGGUAGCUGAGGAGAACACCAUCCUGAGGGAUAUCGUGCAGGAGCACGGUUUACCGCUUCCAAGUACCAGCAUCAAUCCCAGUUCAGAAGAUCGGCAACCGUACAGUAAACCCAUGGCCACUGUCUCCGUCAUCGGCAGUCGCGGGUUCGGACAACGGCUUCAGGUAUCUCUCGGUGAUUCGCCUAUGGAGCCAGUCUUCCCGGUCGGAUUCGGCAUCCCUGACAAGCCGCCGGCGGAUAAGCCGGUGCUUUCGGUCAUCAACUAUGAGAAGCGUGGUGGGCUUCCCAGCCCUAGAGAGUCAACCCAGCUCGCUUCUCCGGGUCUAUCUCAGCAGCCAAUGCCUGGAUCUGGCCAUCCAUAUGGUCUCGAUACGACCCAGGUUGGCGUGGAUUUCGUGCUGUUCAUGGAACGAUGUUGUAUAUACCAUGUACAUCAACUUCACGACGCCGAAGAGCCGAAUGGACACGCUUUCACCGCACUAGCACCUCUUCUUACCCAAGCUCCCACGGUGUUAGACGACUGCACCUCGUGGCAGAUCCCCGCAAGCGAACUCGACAGGCUACUCGAGUUGUCUUCGGCCCUCCACCUGGACGGCGAGCUCACCCCGGUUGAGAUGUGGAUGCGGAUUAAACAACAUCCACUAUUCCAUAAGCUCAACCGAGAAGGACUGCAGCAGUUGAGCCAGGCGUUGAUAGCAGGAGUACAGUGUUUUGGUUUCGGCGCAACUUUUGAAGAGCAAUUCUUUGCAAGUACUCUUGAAGAAUUCUUUGGCACUAUGGAAGAAUAAGCUUUGUUGUUUUAGCGGUUUCCUUGUGUGUUUUGCUCGGUGUUGUUUGGAUUUGUAUAUUAUUAUUUAAGAGUUAGUUUCUGUAAUUUAAAAGAGAGAGAGAGUGUGUGCUUUAAAAAGUUUGUGCUUUGGACAUACGUUUAUUUGAAUAUAGAUAAAAUUCCGCUGUCCCCCUUUAUUUAUUU
Molecule: messenger RNA, 1403 nt
Organism: Histoplasma capsulatum G186AR
Lineage: Eukaryota; Fungi; Ascomycota; Eurotiomycetes; Onygenales; Ajellomycetaceae
Exons: 6
Coding region: 1-1218 (405 amino acids)
Cellular component (GO): RNA polymerase II transcription regulator complex
Molecular function (GO): transcription cis-regulatory region binding; DNA-binding transcription activator activity, RNA polymerase II-specific
Source: RefSeq, a predicted model, not a curated record